CCUAGGAGAAAAAUCCCGCCUCCUGACCCAUAAGGCCACGGGGCCGGAAGUCCCACUCUCUCUUCCUGUUCUCCACCAUGGCGCAAGAUCAGGGUGAAAAGGAGAACCCCAUGCGGGAACUUCGUAUCCGCAAGCUCUGCCUCAAUAUCUGCGUGGGGGAGAGUGGAGACAGACUGACCCGAGCAGCCAAGGUGUUGGAGCAGCUCACAGGCCAGACCCCUGUGUUUUCCAAAGCUAGAUACACCGUCAGGUCCUUUGGCAUCCGGAGAAAUGAGAAAAUCGCUGUUCACUGCACUGUCCGUGGAGCCAAGGCAGAGGAGAUUCUGGAGAAAGGCCUGAAGGUGCGAGAGUACGAAUUACGGAAGAAUAACUUCUCAGAUACCGGCAACUUUGGCUUUGGGAUUCAGGAACACAUUGACCUGGGCAUCAAAUAUGACCCAAGCAUUGGCAUCUAUGGCCUGGAUUUCUAUGUGGUGCUGGGUAGGCCAGGUUUCAGCAUCGCAGACAAGAAGCGCAGAACAGGCUGCAUUGGGGCCAAACACAGAAUCAGCAAAGAGGAGGCCAUGCGCUGGUUCCAGCAGAAGUAUGAUGGCAUCAUCCUUCCUGGCAAAUAAACUUUAUCCAAAGGCCAAUAAAGUUUUCUCAGAAAUGCA
Rattus rattus (black rat) is the source of this 653-nucleotide messenger RNA. It is a transcript of the gene Rpl11, whose product is annotated as ribosomal protein L11. Gene Ontology annotation, cellular component: ribosome; cytosolic large ribosomal subunit. Gene Ontology annotation, molecular function: RNA binding; structural constituent of ribosome. NCBI's taxonomy places the organism in Eukaryota, Metazoa, Chordata, Mammalia, Rodentia, Muridae. The transcript is spliced from 6 exons. Gene Ontology annotation, biological process: translation. The record is from RefSeq and is a predicted model, not a curated record. Bases 78 to 614 code for a protein of 178 amino acids.